AUGGUGAAUAAGAUCAGAAGGAAACGUGAAGUUAAAACCGUAAAUGACUAUAAGAUAAAGAACAGCAAGGUUUUGUUAACUCCUAUGAUGCAAGUAAGACUUCUUCUUCUUCAACUUAAUACUCUCCUACUAUAUGCCAAAUUACUCACAAUAUAAUAUACUCCAUCCCUAGUCCAUAAUCAAAACAAAAAAAUUUUUAGGUAACAAAAGCCAUUUAUGACUCCCUAAAAACCGCCACAAACAAAACAGAACUCCCCAAAUGGCAACAAACAGUCCAAAAACUAAUGGAUCAUGGCACCAAGAUCAAAAAGAAAAAGAAAAUCCUGGAAGAAUCAGAAGAAUCCCUAGAUGCAAUGGGUCUAAAAGGGCUCCAAAAACAAAUCAACAAAGACAAUAUUGACAUUGACGGCGAGCUAGAAGAGGUCCAAAAAGACCCAAACAAAAUGAAGAAGAUGUUAGAUCAGCUUCGGAAGAAAAAACAAAACACUCCAGAAGGCAAGACAAUAGACCUCAUCAGAAGCGCCAUGGAAUUAGGCUACAAAAUGGCUGGCCAAGACACAUCAAAGUUCUACAACAGCACCAUCAAGGUAGCAUCGCCAAAGUUUUUCGAACUAUUUCCAGAAAAAGAUAAUAACGACACAGUAAGCAAUAUUAUCAUUGAUAAAUAAAACAAAGUUCACUUACAGAUCAAGUUAAUCUCUCCUUCUUUGUUCUCCAUGCACGCCAGCAAUGAUCCCAUCGAGAAUUUGACCAGUAUACCGACUUUGAUGAAGGAAUUCGGUGGCCAGGACCAACAACAGUGGAUGGAUAUUAUAAUGGAAGCUGCUGGGAUCAACGAUCAUUCUGAAAUGUUAGCAGAGGUAAUAAAAACAUCAAAAUAUAUUUAUUUAUUUACAAAAAUAGCUUGAAUUACCAAAAAGAUUCUAAAAAAAUUAGAAAACAGAAUUUUGUCUGGGUCAUGUUUGGCCCUCUCGAGUAAAGUCUUUUCCUAAUAUAAAUUUGAUUUCGAAAACAGCUUUUUGUUACAGUAAACACAAGAUAUGUAAAAGAAUGAAAAACAACAGUUUGGGCGUGAAAACAAUGUAUUGUUUUAGAUGGCCAAUGAAGACAAAAAAGAGAUGCCAUCAGUGAUGGAGAAUAUAAAAUCGAUGGUGGACGAGAACGGUGUUCCUUUAUAUUCGACAAAAGAGAAUGCGACAACCAUUGGAGGGCAAUCUAAUGAAACUCUAGAAUAUUGGACUAAAAUCAGAAGCUCUUAUACAAAAGAUCAGGUAAAACAUAAUUUGGGUAUAAGAGUUAAAACUAAUUUAAAACCCAUAAUUUUGGUUAAUUGACAAAAGUAAUGUGUUUUUCUAUUUUCAGCUGCAGGAAAUGAACCAUGCUGGAUACACAGUGCUUCGUAAAGAUCAAAUUGAACUUUUGUACGGCCCUGACUCGGUGUACAACAACACAGAUCAGUAUAAUGCGUUGAUGAACACGACAGAAGAAGAGAUUCACGCCAAGAUAGACGAAGAGAUUCAUCUGAUGGCAGAAGCUGAAAGUUUUAAGCUUCGUCAAAAGGAUGUUGUUCUUUCUCCAGUUUCAUUCACAUUCGUCACUCUGAACCCGGGUAUUGUCUCUCAACCUUAUUAUCUGUCUCCAUUGAUAUUCGACCCUAUCAUACUAUCUCCUUCCAUUUAUGGUGCGGUGGUGCUCACUCCAUUCAUCUUCACGCCCUUCAUAAUUUCGCCGCGUAUUUUAGGUUGCAUUUUGUUGUCUCCAUGGAUUUUCGACCCGUUGAUUCUGACGCCUAUCGUGCUUCAUCCUUGUAUCUUGUCUCCGGGUUUCUUCGAUCCGAUUAUAUUGUCACCUCUCGUGUUGACUCCAUUCAUUUUGGCACCACAAGUGUUCACUCCUUUGAUAUUGAGUCCUUUGGUGUUUGAUCCAAUUAUUUUGAAUCCACUAGUAGGUGCACCAUUGAUAUUGUCGCCCUUUUUGUUAACUCCAAUUAUAUUAUCACCACAGUUCUUGGGAGGACUUAUCAUGAGUCCUUAUGUCUUGUCACCGGUUAUCCUGUCGCCUCUCACUGCUUUCGUUGCUGUUUUGUCGCCAAGUUUUCUUAGUUAG
This is a messenger RNA of Bursaphelenchus okinawaensis, 2106 nucleotides long. NCBI's taxonomy places the organism in Eukaryota, Metazoa, Nematoda, Chromadorea, Rhabditida, Aphelenchoididae. The record is from the annotation of a GenBank genome assembly.